GUGGCAAAGUAGUUGCUGCGAUUCAGAAUUUCAACCAAUGUCUGGUCUGUUCUUGUCUCAGUGAACUACAGAGAAAUGGCCACAGGGAGGUUCACAGGGUGGUGGUAUUCCCCAAAGACUUACACCUUCUUACGACAGAUGUCUUCAGACGAAGAGGAACCAACCAGUCCUGUCCUACCCAAAGACUCAGACCGAGGCAGCUCUGUGUCCUCUGAACUUCAGGAUGAGUAUGAGGAGCUCCUCCGCUACGCUGUUGUCACCCCGAAACUUGACACACUCACCAACGUUCAGCAGAAGCAGCUGAGCACCUCACAUCUGUCUGCCGGGGGUCGGACUUCCCAGAGUAAAGACGACACAAAGUCACAGCACCAAGAUGAAGAUAAAGAUGGGAGGCAUUCUAGCAGGAGCUUCAGAUCAUCACAGGUCUCCCCGUUGAUUGUUGAGCCCUCUACAAGUUCAAAAGCCUUUUAUGCUGACAAGAGGGGAGGCCAGUCGUCUAGCAGGGCGUCACUGUUCUCAGACAGGUUACAGGUGACGUCUGGAAGGUCUAGGCCAAACAGCCCGGACCCCCUCGAGUUUGCUGUGACAGAGAUGUUUAUUUCAGAGGAGAACUUAAACAGGAUGGAGAAUAUUCUGAACACAUGGAGCAAUAAUUUGAAGUCAAAUGUGCUGACUGAACUACGAAAGUGGAAGUUGGCGUUCAUGGAGCAACACAAGAUGGAGAUAAUGAAGGAGAGAGAGAGGCAUGCAGCCCAGACAGCUGGCCUGAAGUCAGAGCUAAAUGGCCUGAAGGAGCUGCUGCAAACCUAUGAGACUUCCAACAAGAGAAAGGAUGAGGUGAUCGGGAACCUGAGUCAGGUGUUGGACAGACAGAAAGAAAAGCUUGAAAAGAUGAGGGCGUUCACCCACUGGAGACUUCAGCACACUGAGACCAAAGAAGAGGCUCAUGCUUUUCAGGUGGCGCGGCAGCACUACAAUCUGCAGCUGAAGAAGAAGGUGUGGCUCGGCUGGCACUCUCUGGUCCAGAAACACUGGAAGGUCAAAGUGGAGCGAGCUUGCCGUUCGAGGGCCGAAGAGGUCUGCAGCCAAAUGUCUUCAGAGUAUGAGGCCAAGCUUGCUGAGCACUGCGAAGCUAUCGAGAAGGCCCAGGCAGAGAUCCGGAGACUACGAUUAGAACGAGAGCAGUAUGAGGAAUCUAUGAAGAAAGCCUUCAUGAGGGGUGUAUGUGCUCUCAACAUGGAGGCACUCAGCAUGUUCCACUCUACAGACGGACGGUCAGAGCAACCUCCAGUUCAUGAUCCUCUACCUUCUCAGGAUGAAGCUGGCUCUGCUACACUAGCUCAACUUCAUCCCUAUCCCACCUCGUCAGCACGUUUCAGUCCACUCCACUUAGACCACCCAGACCGUCCACACAGUGAAGCAGAUGACAUGGUGGGCUCUGGUCCGGCUAUGUCACAGGAAGAAGUACUCCCUCCCACUACAGUGGUGCACAGCUCACUCCCUCUUGGGGGCAUUUCAAGUUCCCACAAACAGGUCAGCAGUCGUAGCGUCACAGCAAGUCAACAAAAACCAUCAAAGACUGUAAUGGCUCGCAUCACUGCACGCGCUGAUGUUGGAAAGGCGGCACGCAGCAACCUCCAGGUGAUGGGAGUGGCUCCGCCCAUGAGCUCUGUGAUAGUUGAACGCCAUCAUCCCGUCACACAGCUGACCAUUGGACAGGCCACAGCUGCCAAAUUUCCUCGCUCCACCCAGCAAAGUCACACAUCCAGUGGAGGGAAAGGCUCAUCGAGAACACAAACCAGCACAUGCCAUGUACACUCCAUCAAAGUAGUCGACUGAUUACACACACGUUUCACACAAAAUGUACCUCACCUAGUCUAGAUAUAAGAUUUAACAUAUUCUAUGCAACAAUCCCAUGAAUUUCUACUUUGAAAUUAGUUUGAAGUCCAUUUAUUUUUUGAUCUUGCCAUGAUUUUGACCUCCACUCUUCAGUUUCCUUUCAUGACUGUGAAAUGUACAAUUUCCUGAGCAGUAGUUUUCUCAGGAGAGUUCUGCAUAGCCAGGUGUUGAGAACUGCAUAUGUAAAUGUUUUUAAUUGUUACAGACAGACCAGAGUUUAGAAUUGCAAAAUGGACAUUUAUUUCCGAUAAAAAAUUUCCUUUUAAAUUAUGCACAGUGACAGUGAGCUGUAAUGUUUAAAAUCACACUUCCUUGUGUAUUGAUCCAUGUUGUGGCGACUAUCCAACACCAAGGUUGUUUACUUUACUAAGCCAAAGCUGUAUCCCAAUAAUCUGAUGUUAUUUGUACAGAUCAGUAUUUGAUAGAGAUGAAAACAUUCAUUUUGUGAGUCUAUAUGUUGCAGUACUCAUCCUCAUGAAACACUACAGCUCUUACUGCUGGCACUCUCUGCCUCCAUCCGAAUCUUAUCUGGAAGACAAAUUCAUAUUUUAUUUAGCUAAACCUUAGCAUACAUGCCCACAUAGCACAGCAAUAUAUAUAUUUUUUAAAAAUAAUAAUAAUAACUGAGUGUACCUGCAGCUUUCUGGUUCCCCGUGAGGAUGAGGCCCUGGUAGAGUUCUUUAGCAGGACUCCUCUGAGCCAGCUCCUCCCCAUGGAGCCAGAUCAGCAGCAUCCUGUUCCCAUGCUCCUGAUAACUGUGCUGACCUGUGGACAAACACAGGACUGUGCAAUCAGGAAAGCAAUUCAGCUGGUAAAAAUAGCCUAAUCAUUGCUUUUGUGCAUUUUAAAAAACAAAAAAAUAUAAAGUGUGAAAUAAAGUUAUCCUUGCGCACUAUUUUGAAAGCCUUGGCUCGGCAAUUUAAAUUCAUAUUGGAGUUAAAAUGUUCUGUUUUACUUUUACAAAGAGUUGCCAAAUGCACAGUGAAAAGCCUGCCCUGUCAGUGUGCGAGUUGUGGCACCUGUCCAUUGCUCCUCGAUGGCACACACUUGCUCCUUAGUGAAGCCCCAGUGUUGUGCCAGUCUCUUCCAGUCUCCUGCUUUCAGGAGCUCGUACGCCAGGCGCCAGGCCAUCGAACGGAGCUGCUUGGUCUCAUAGCGGUGGUCGAGUUUAAACGUUAGCGCAUACUCGCUGUGAACAUUCUCAUCAAACUCAGGGUUGGCCUGAAAGGGCAAUUAAAUCAUGUCAGCAGACUGAUAAAGGCCACGAGCACCAGAGGGGCAUAAGGAGAGAUUAUUGGCAAGACACUAACACACAUGAUUAGCGAUAUGAAUGCCAGAGUUAAACAUUCUGGAAAUCAAUAAUGGAAGGGAAUCGGGCACGUCUUUAAUUAAAUUGAUGGUAAAUUGGCUGUCAAAUGUUUCUUGGUCGCGAGUCAUUUUUUACAGUGGCUGUUUGUGUAAUAGUAUUAGAGGGAAUUCAGCUAAUGGAGAAUGUGAUGUUGGGAAAUGAAUCAUUUGUGAUGAAUGUAGUUAUUGAUUUCUCAGCCUCGAGAAUGGAUUACAGCACACAAGAAAACUAUAAAAGCUACAAGUAUCAUCUGACACUCA
Messenger RNA from Acanthochromis polyacanthus (spiny chromis), 3507 nucleotides. It is a transcript of the gene poc5, whose product is annotated as POC5 centriolar protein homolog (Chlamydomonas). The transcript has 13 exons. Gene Ontology annotation, cellular component: centrosome. NCBI's taxonomy places the organism in Eukaryota, Metazoa, Chordata, Actinopteri, Pomacentridae. The record is from RefSeq and is a predicted model, not a curated record. The coding region runs from base 76 to 1839 and encodes 587 amino acids.